This is a messenger RNA of Megachile rotundata (alfalfa leafcutting bee), 786 nucleotides long. Its product is annotated as DNA damage-regulated autophagy modulator protein 1-like. Lineage: Eukaryota; Metazoa; Arthropoda; Insecta; Hymenoptera; Megachilidae. The record is from RefSeq and is a predicted model, not a curated record.
AUGCCCUAUGGAAAGUUGCAUGUCCUACCACUGAGCCUAUUUAUUCUGAUCCCGGUGACAUUUUUGAUUACGUACACCAUAUCGGUGCAUUGGGACCAUGUGCUACCAGGAUUCCCCUACAUAUCGGAAACAGGCACCCUGUCACCGGAAUCAUGUAUAUUCGCUCAAUUUCUGAAUAUAGCAGCGUUGCUCCUCGCCUGUUGCGUGUAUAUCAGACACCGACAAGUUUCUCAAUGGCGAUUGGAAAGGGGCAAAAAUCUCGUUAGCAAGAAAAUCGUUGUUGUGGCGGCCUGGUGUGGUGCCCUAGCUUGUUUCGGACUCGAUAUUCUGGCCAAUUUUCAAGAAGCUCGGGUUGUCGCGGCUCACAUGAUCGGAGCUAUGACCUGCUUUACUGCUGGAACCUUUUACUUCUGUCUUCAAACAUACAUAAGUCACAAAAUGGUGCCGGCAGUGAACGGCAGAAUUGUCGUGUACGUUCGUGUAAGCCUAUCAAUUUUAACCUUAAUUUUAACAAUUAUCACGAUCGUGCCUGGCUACAUUUCAAUGCUGCAAUUUCAAGGCAACGACUACAAAAAAUGGCUGCCAACGGACGGUGGCUGGGGUUGGCACGUUACUAGCGCAGUUUCCGAAUGGGUUUUAGCGAUUGUAUACUGUGCUUUUCUUCUCACGUUUGUUCCUGAGUUUCGAUUAAUUAAUUUCGAGGAUCCUGUGGUCACGCUGAUAUACUUGGAUAAGGAACCAGGAAUCAAAAUAACCCACAAAUUAGAUUUACAGGCCCAGGAAUGA